Messenger RNA from Striga hermonthica, 1233 nucleotides. The record is from the annotation of a GenBank genome assembly. NCBI's taxonomy places the organism in Eukaryota, Viridiplantae, Streptophyta, Magnoliopsida, Lamiales, Orobanchaceae.
AUGGGUGCUGCCUGUUGCGUUGCUGCAAAGGGUAGAACUGUCACAAAUGGGUCACCCGGUGAUAAUUUGCAGAGGCACACACACUAUUCACCUAGUUGGAGCUUCAGAUGGGAUAACCGUGGACGAGUAGCAGGUGAAGAGACCCAUUCUAACUGGGCGAAUGAUGAAGUGUGUGGGGAAAAUAGGAUGGGAGUAAAAUUUGGAGCAACUGUUGCAGCUGCCUUUGCUUCUGAGGAGAAUAGUCCGUUUGAUGGGUUUAGGUCAUCAAAUACUUGGCGAAAGUCCCCACAUUUUGAAGGAAAUAGUGGAACACUAAGGCUUCAAUCUUCUGAUCAAGCUGUACCACAGAAUAUUCCAGAGAUAAACGAGUCCACAGAUUCCCCAUCUGUCUCAUAUUCGCCCCCUCUGAAACUCUCCCCCUCGAUCCCUUCCCUCUCGUCCAAGUCAGCAUCCCCUCUAUCCUCUCGGAACCACAAUCUCCUUUUCCCGCCAAACUCCUCAACCCCUUCGAGAUGGCACUACCACCGUUCUUCCCCGAGACACCCGCUCUUCCGCCAGGUGUCGGAAAGCAGAAUUAACAAAUCACCCUCCUUCUCGAUAUCCGAGGAGCCAGCUCCUUCCUGGGCUAACGACUCGACCCGGGUCUCCUCUCAAGGCGGGUCAUCCGACAGCUGGUCGAUCCCUACUCGUCGCGAAAGGUGGUCUUUUGACAGCGAGGCAUCGGGCUUUAGCCGAGACAGAUUCACAGCAAGGUUCAGUGGGCCCCACUCAGGCCCGACCUCUUUAGACCUUCAGACGUGCGGUAUUUGUACUCAGCUUUUGACCGAGAGGUCUUCUCACAAGCUGAUGUUCUCGAACGAGCUUGCUGUGGUCUCUGUUCUGACCUGCGGUCACGUUUACCACUCAGAUUGCCUCGAGUACAUGACUCCCGAGGUAGAAAAGUACGACCCAGCUUGCCCGGUUUGUACCUUUGGGGAGAAACGAGCCUUGAAGAUGAUGUCUGAGAAGGAUUCGAAGACUCGGAAAAAGUCGAGGAAAGUACGUGUGGUUGAUAGUGAUCUCAGUGGAGAGAUUGUGUUUGAUCGUUCAAGAAGUGGUGUGUCGGGCAGCUCGACAAGAAAGCCGUUCUUGAGACGGCACUUCUCGUUUGGCACGAAAACGAACAGGCAGUUGACUGACCGUCAGUCGAAUCCGAGGAGGGGGUUUUUCUGGGCGAAGUCGAGCAGGGAGUGA